Molecule: messenger RNA, 642 nt
Organism: Annulohypoxylon maeteangense
Lineage: Eukaryota; Fungi; Ascomycota; Sordariomycetes; Xylariales; Hypoxylaceae
Product: NAD(P)-binding protein
Exons: 5
Coding region: 1-642 (213 amino acids)
Source: RefSeq, a predicted model, not a curated record
AUGGCUCACGUUACCCUAUUUGGGUCUCGAAAUAAAGGCGGCAUUUCUUUUGAUCCUGCACGCGACAUCAAGACCUUGGCAGGCCAAGUUGUCCUCAUUUCAGGUGCUGCAGCUGAUCUUAGGGGUCAAACCGCCAUCGAGCUCGCACGAUUCGGACGCCCUGCCCGUAUCUAUUGCGCGGCCGCCUUCAUCGCUAAGGAGGAACGUCUUGACACAUUGGUUCUCAAUGCGGGCAUAAUCCGAAUCAUGCCAGGCACGACAAACGAAGGUUAUGAGGAUCAUUUUGGUCUUAAUUAUUUUGGGGAUGCAUUCCUAUCAAGAUUGUUAAUGCCGAUAAUGUUACGGACAGCACAGCAAGAGGGGCCUUCUAUGGCUCCGGUUGAAGGAAUCCAGUUCGAGAAUCUUAAAACCGAGUGCACUGAGAUGUCAUAUUUGCAGCGCUACGGGCAAAGCAAAAUAGCCCGAGAGCUCACAUAUCGCUUUCCCACUUUAACAGCAGCUUCUGUACAUCCUGAGGUCAGAAAUUAUCUAUGGGCUAUAAGUAGCUCUGAAGUUGUGAGCGGCAAAUAUUACGAGCCCGUAGGAACACCAGAUAGAGAAACGAAGAUGGCUCAAAACACUGAACUUUCUAGAAAGCUAUAG